AUGCAGCGCAACCCUUCCCUUUCACUAAGAACGUCACGAUCUGUGACCAAGGCGCGCAAUGAAGUUGAAGAAAGCGACCUAUCAAUACUAUUUUCGUCGCUAGCCAAAGUGAUUAUUGAGCUCAAUAUGGGUGCUGCACGUGUAGUUAACGUGGACGAGACUGCUAUUGAAACGAAACGAGAGCUCAAGCGCGUGAUAGCAGCAAAGGGGUCGAAGAAUGUAUGGCACAGUGACAUCAAGACUCAUUUUCACCUAAGUUUUGUUGCGUGUGGCAGUGCCAGUGGUUACGGGUUGCAACCACCGAAAAGGCAUUCAUGA
Phytophthora infestans T30-4 is the source of this 318-nucleotide messenger RNA. RefSeq lists its product as uncharacterized. NCBI's taxonomy places the organism in Eukaryota, Oomycota, Peronosporomycetes, Peronosporales, Peronosporaceae. The record is from RefSeq and is a predicted model, not a curated record. The transcript is spliced from 2 exons. The coding region runs from base 1 to 318 and encodes 105 amino acids.